Molecule: messenger RNA, 835 nt
Organism: Stegastes partitus (bicolor damselfish)
Lineage: Eukaryota; Metazoa; Chordata; Actinopteri; Pomacentridae
Gene: mrps10
Product: mitochondrial ribosomal protein S10
Exons: 7
Coding region: 34-666 (210 amino acids)
Biological process (GO): translation
Cellular component (GO): ribosome; mitochondrial small ribosomal subunit; mitochondrion
Molecular function (GO): structural constituent of ribosome
Source: RefSeq, a predicted model, not a curated record
CUCAGCUUUACUCUGCUUCUGUCCUCCAGAAACAUGGCGGCUCCCACGGUCCUCAGGCGACAGUUGUUUCCUUUGGCAAGGAUAUUGAGUGGACUUUCACAUUUGAAACCCAGAAGUCUGACUGUGUGUUCAGGUCACAGGAGAUGUGCUGUCAGCCGGUUUCCUCCUCCACUGACACCCAGCGCCUCCUUCCACACAGCGACACCGUUAUCAUCAUCAGCAUCAUCAGCAGUGAGUGUUCAUCAGAUCACAGUUACAGAGGAGCCAGAUGUGCUUUUCCAGAAGGUGCUUGUUUUGGUCAAAAGUCACGACAGAGCCGUGUUGGACAGCUAUGAGUUCUUUGCCACCACGGCGGCUCAGGAGCUGGGCAUCACCGUCGGCAAAGUUUUUGAGCCGCAGAAGGACAUCGAGAGGGUGACGCUCCUGAAGUCGGUGCACAUCUUUAAGAACCACAGGGUCCAGUAUGAGAUGAGGACGCACUUCCGGUGCAUCGAGUUGUCCCAUAUAACCGGCAGCACAGCGAAGGUUUACCUUGAGUACGUUCAGAGGAACCUCCCUGAAGGUGUAGCCAUGGAGGUGACAAAGACUGCCAUGGAGAAGGUUCCAGAUCACAUCCUCAAACCCAUGUGGGAAGACCUGCCUGCUGAUGACAAGCCCAGCCAGUGAACCGGACCGCGGCCGACAGACCAUUAUUACACGUGUUUGAACUGUGAAUAUGUUGGUAGAUAUGUGGUGGAUAUGCUCGUGUCUAUGAUCUAACAGAAACAUUUUCCUCAUACAGAGCUGAAAACAGGAGAAGUGUAGCUUUAAAUAAACACAAACAUUCUGCAUUUAA